This is a messenger RNA of Pseudozyma flocculosa PF-1, 792 nucleotides long. RefSeq lists its product as uncharacterized. The record is from RefSeq and is a predicted model, not a curated record. The transcript has 3 exons. The coding region runs from base 1 to 792 and encodes 263 amino acids. Gene Ontology annotation, cellular component: nuclear exosome (RNase complex); cytoplasm. Gene Ontology annotation, molecular function: RNA binding. NCBI's taxonomy places the organism in Eukaryota, Fungi, Basidiomycota, Ustilaginomycetes, Ustilaginales, Ustilaginaceae. Gene Ontology annotation, biological process: RNA processing.
AUGGCCUCAUCAUCCACGACGACAUCACAAGCGCUGCUGCUGCCGGGACAGCCGCUCUCGGUUUCAAAGACCACCACGCCCUCGCCCCAGCUCGGACCGGGCACUUAUACCCGCGGCGACCACAUCCUCUCGUCGCUCGUCGGCUACGAGCAGCGCACCGUACCAGCAGCACCAUCCUCGUCGCUCCUCAAGGGAAAGGCAAAAGGCGCAGCAGCUCCUGCCGUUCAGGCCGCCACGCUCUCGGUCCAUGGCGCAGAGAACAGUUUCGUCGUGCCGAGACCAGACAGCAUCGUCAUCGCCCGCGUCACACGAGUGACACCGCGCCAGGCCCACCUCUCGAUCCUCAUCGUCGAUGGCCAGCCGUGCGGCUCCUCAUCCUCGACCUCAUCCGCCUCGAUCGCCACAGGGAGGGGCAACCAUGCGGCCGGAGAGGGAGAGGGUACCGACUUCCAGGGUGUAGUGCGAUCGCAGGAUGUCCGCAACACGGAAAAGGACAAGGUCCGUCUGGGCGACUGCUUCCGACCCGGCGACAUCGUCAGAGCCAGCGUGAUCUCGCUGGGAGAUGCGAGGUCCUACUACCUCUCGACGGCCGCCAACAACCUCGGCGUCAUCUACGCCACCUCUUCCUCAUCCUCGCUCGCAGGGACGCCCGGGGCGGGGGCGGCGGCGGCGAGCGGGCCUGGGUGGGAAGUGACGGGCAACCCGAUGCAGCCCAUUAGCUGGCAGGAACUGGUCGAUCCCAUCACGGGCGUCGUCGAAAAGCGCAAAUGCGCAAAACCCGACGGCAUCUGA